AUGACUGAGAAUACGGUCCAAUCAGCGACCGCCAGACGGCGAAAAUGGUUUCAAUCACUCCCGGAAGCUAGGAGACUCGAGAUAAGGGCCAAGGAUAGGUUAAGAAAAAAGAAAGAACGUGCUAUGAAACGAGCGUACCGCAAUGGACUUGUGCAGGACGCCUCACUACCACCUCAGGACGGUCCGUCGACGGAUAUGGAGAUGAACGUUGAUUUUCAGGAGGAAAGUGAUACACAUCAAAUUGACUCAACACGCCCACGUCAGAAUCGUGUAUCAUUCUCCGGGAUUGUGCAAGUCGACAGUGACGAAUCCGACGGGGAACGUGAUGGACCGUCAGACGCUCCUGAUUUUGAGUGUUAUAUUGCUCCACCAGAUGUACAGAUGGAUCAUCAAGAUUCAAAAGACAUGACCGUCGGUAUAAUUGGACGGAAAGUACACGAACAAUCAGGUACGGUACGAUGGCAGGACGGAAGGAUAACUGUCCUGCCUACUAUAAUGAAGAACGGUGUCAACAUUUGCGAAUCCGGGGACGUUGAAGUGGUAAAAUUCUUCGCAUCGUUACAGGAGUCCACUCAGCUAUCACAGCAUGUCCUACACCUAUCCGCCGCCGAUAUGCAACGCGACGACAUCGUGGAAACUAUCGAAUUUGCAUUGCGUGACAAUAAACCCGUGGUAGUUCGGGGGAAUGCAAUAAACGCACCGUCAGAGAUAACUACAGAAUGGCUCGACCGCAAGUUUGGAAUAAGUCCAGACAUGCCUGUGUCCAUUCACGAUGCCGAGGCGCGUGUUGCGGACUCUGCUCAUCCUCACAAGGCUGGCACAAUAUCGAUGCUUGUGGAUGGUAUGAGUGACCCGACGAAGAUUCAAUGCGUUCUAGACCUUCCGUAUGCCGGUGUCAGAAAUCUCGAUCACGGAAGACGGUUUGGUUGGAGUCAGACAAGCCAACAGUGCCCUAUUUACGAGGCAGUACAUCCUGACAACUUUAUCUCACACUUCUGGGCGCUUCUGCAUCAAGCUGGAUACGUUUCAUUCGCUCAUCACGAUGCUGACGGUGUCGCAACAUACGUUCGGAUCGAGUCAGGGGGGAAAAUGUGGAUUUUCUUUCGACUCAAGUCCCAGAAAGGUGGGCGUACAGCUUACGCAAACGCGAUGAUGAAGCUCGUGGACUAUCCCAAUAACAAGGAGGAGGUGCGCAAGUUGUGGGAUGCAGAAGUGGUGUAUCUGGGUCCCGGAGAUUUUGUAAUCCAGCCACCUGGACAGGUUCAUGGGGCUUACACCCCCGUAGAAGGCUUUGCGACAGGUGGUUCUUUCUACAACCUCGCAUCGAUGCAUCAUUCUGAGAGGGCCCGUUACAUGGACCGCAAGAAAGCCGAAUUUCUCACAAAUCAGACCCACGCAUACUCUUACGCGCUAGAGACGAUGAGGAGAAUUGCGAUCGCUAUUCCGCAUAUAUCCAAACGAAUACCUCUGUAUCGACGUUCAAUCCUCAGCCUCUGUCUUAUGGUUAUUAAAUGCCAGGAUUACGUUGCAGCUGACGCUGUACAACGCAAUAUAAUGCCUUCAGAGACUGCGGUCCUCGCCGAGGCCAUCUGCAAGAGCAUCGUAUCAUUUCUUGGCAUAAAGAACGUUGGAAGCAUCUCUAUGACGCUGUUCAGAGACAGGCAGGACAUUGCAGGCGAUCCUGUGGACAGAGACAUGUUAUGCACGCAUUUAGAACUUUUCAGAGUAUUGGACGUGUAA
This is a messenger RNA of Suillus bovinus, 1740 nucleotides long. RefSeq lists its product as uncharacterized. The record is from RefSeq and is a predicted model, not a curated record. The transcript is spliced from 5 exons. The coding region runs from base 1 to 1740 and encodes 579 amino acids. Lineage: Eukaryota; Fungi; Basidiomycota; Agaricomycetes; Boletales; Suillaceae.